This is a messenger RNA of Gregarina niphandrodes, 594 nucleotides long. RefSeq lists its product as hypothetical. The record is from RefSeq and is a predicted model, not a curated record. Lineage: Eukaryota; Apicomplexa; Conoidasida; Eugregarinorida; Gregarinidae. The transcript has a single exon. The coding region runs from base 1 to 594 and encodes 197 amino acids.
AUGGGACCACCUCCAGAAGUCACGGGACCACCUCCAGUAGUCAAGGGACCACUUCCAGUAGUCAAGGGACCACCUCCACUAGUCAAGGGACCACUUCCAGUAGUCAAGGGACCACUUCCAGUAGUCAAGGGACCACUUCCAGCAGUCAAGGGACCACUUCCAGCAGUCAAGGGACCACUUCCAGCAGUCAAGGGACCACUUCCAGUGCCCACGGGAACAUCCGGUCCACCGUUGGUGGCCGGCGGUCCACCGUCGGUGUUGGAAAUCCCGUUUGAAAUGGACUUGGAAGGCGCAGGAGUCUUCGAAACCGCAGGAGACUUGGGGGAUGCAGAAGCCUUGGAGGCAACUGGAGACUUGGAGACCGCUGGAGCCUUGGAGGCUACUGGAGACUUGGAGACCGCUGGAGCUUUGGAGGCUACUGGAGCUUUGGAGGCGACUGGAGCUUUGGAGACAGUUGGAGCCGUGAAAAUGACUGGAGACGGGGAGACGAGUGCGGCCUUUGAGACAACCGGAGUCGGCCUGGAAAUCACCGGGGAGGCUACGGGGAUCCUUUCCAUAGAUUUAGUCGGGCUUUGGGAUCUCAUUACCUUUUGA